AUGGAACAAGACGUAGUUAACAGUCUUCAAAAGCUCUGUCUCACCAAGGAAGAAGAAGCAGAAAUAUCAAUUAUAGCUAACAGCAGAGUAGACCUUUUGGACGAAUGCUCUUUAAGCCUGUUUGGAAGGCUACUUUCGGACAGACAACAGAACCAAAGAGCUCUAAAAAGCACACUACGAGCAGCAUGGAAAAUGGGUUCAAAGCUACGAAUAAUUGAAGUAGGAAAUAACACUUUGCAAUUCAAGUUCAGCUCUCGCUAUCAGAUGGAAUGGGUUCAAAACAGUGGGCCUUGGAAUUUUGAAAACAAUCUACUACUUUUAUACAGAUGGAAAAAGGGUCUCACAUCAGAAAACAUUGUCUUCACUCACUCCCCGUUUUGGGUGCAACUAUGGGGCUUACCAUUUGAGCUCAUGUCUGAGGGGGUAGGCCGUGAUAUUGGGAAUAGCAUGGGACGCUUUAGUGAGAUUGACAAGCGAGCUAACCAAUCUGAGGAAGUAAAAUUCAUGCGCAUAAGAGUUGAUCUUUCCAUUUAUAAGCCAUUACGCAAAGGAAGAAAUGUAGUGGGCAUGGAUGGUGAUAAGUAUUGGGUUCAUUACAAAUAUGAAAGGUUGCCAACGUUUUGUUUUCUUUGUGGCAAGAUGGGUCAUGAUGAUAAACAUUGUCAUGCUUGCUUAGAUAGACAGAACGCAACACCCCAAUAUGGUGACUGGCUAAAGGUGUUUGGAAAGUCUAAAGGUGGAAAUGGCAGACCGAGAUGCUUCUCUAAUGGUUGCCAUAGUGCUGGUAGUGAUAACCAAAGUGGUGGAAAAGACCAAAUGUUUGAGAAUACACUCCAGCCCUCUCUGGAAGCUUAG
This is a messenger RNA of Quercus lobata, 855 nucleotides long. RefSeq lists its product as uncharacterized. The transcript has a single exon. Bases 1 to 855 code for a protein of 284 amino acids. Gene Ontology annotation, molecular function: nucleic acid binding; zinc ion binding. NCBI's taxonomy places the organism in Eukaryota, Viridiplantae, Streptophyta, Magnoliopsida, Fagales, Fagaceae. The record is from RefSeq and is a predicted model, not a curated record.